This is a messenger RNA of Rangifer tarandus platyrhynchus (Svalbard reindeer), 237 nucleotides long. The record is from the annotation of a GenBank genome assembly. Lineage: Eukaryota; Metazoa; Chordata; Mammalia; Artiodactyla; Cervidae.
AUGUCCAGGGUCAGAAAGCGGUGGCUGUACCUGCGCAAGGGCCCACCGUCCGGACCCACCAGGAGCUUCCCGGAAGCUCUGGGUGAAGUCCCUGCGGGACACGGGAAACCGCGAGAUGAACCUGGGAUCCUUCGCGAGGGCCGUGGUGGCGUCACUGGGCAUGCGCAGGGCCUCGCCAAGGCCGGCAAAGAGCCGGUGCGCCUGUGCGCGCCGGGGUCGCCCCGGGUGGUGGGCUAG